This is a messenger RNA of Amphimedon queenslandica, 1678 nucleotides long. Its product is annotated as AP-2 complex subunit alpha-1-like. Gene Ontology annotation, biological process: intracellular protein transport; vesicle-mediated transport. The coding region runs from base 185 to 1597 and encodes 470 amino acids. NCBI's taxonomy places the organism in Eukaryota, Metazoa, Porifera, Demospongiae, Haplosclerida, Niphatidae. Gene Ontology annotation, cellular component: membrane coat; clathrin adaptor complex. The transcript is spliced from 14 exons. The record is from RefSeq and is a predicted model, not a curated record.
ACGUGAUCAAUUGUGGGUGGAGGAGUGUUAUUCCGGGCGAGGCUCCUUCUCUCAUUCCUUUUUCCUUUUCUCUUUUCAUCCAUUCUCCCUCUCUAUCGCCUGCAAUACCUCUCUAAAGAGCCAUUGUUUUUAAACCAGGCCAUUGGGUAAUUGCGUGUAGUAUUAGUGAAGACUUGGAGCAGUCAUGUCUAAGUUUGGCGAUGCAAUGAGAGGACUCACCGUCUUCAUAUCGGACAUCAGAAAUUGUAAAUCGAAAGAGGCUGAACGUAAGAGGAUUAACAAAGAACUAGCUAACAUCAGAUCAAAAUUUAAAAGUGAUAAGAACGAUGGUUAUCAGAAGAAGAAGUAUGUCUGCAAGUUGCUCUUCAUUUUUCUUUUGGGGAACGACAUAAACUUUGGCUAUCAGGAGGCAGUCAAUCUUCUGUCAAGUAUAAAAUAUUCAGAGAAACAAAUAGGUUAUUUAUUUGUGACGGUGCUAAUGUCGGAAGGUCAUGAGUUGAUGCCACUUGUGAUCCAAGCUAUCAGACAUGAUUUGGAAUCACGCAACCCGAUAUUCAACGUCCUCUCAAUGCAGUGUAUUGCUAACAUUGCCAGUAGAGAAAUGGCCGAACAACUCGGGAAGGACAUUAUACCAAACAUACUAACAUCACCUGAUUCCAAUGCAGCUGUUAAACAGACCGCCUGCCUUUGCUUGUUGAAACUGAUCAGAGUUGAUUCUAAGAUCAUUACGCUUGAUUCUCAUGCUACCAGGAUCGUCAAGUUCCUCAGUGACAGACACUUGGGUUUGGUAACAGCUGCCUGUAGUUUAUUAGAAGAAUUAGCUCACACUCAUCGUAAAACCUUCCAAGCCUGUGUACCUGACGUAAUACAGAAACUAGCCGGAAUUGUCAGUAAGAAUCACACUGAUCUUCAAGAUUACAGUUACUAUUUUGUACCCGCCCCAUGGCUUUGUGUUAAACUGAUGAAGAUACUAGAAUGUUAUCCUAUUCCAGAGGAUCCAAUUGUUAAGGCUAGACUUGUUGAAGCCAUGGAAACCAUACUGAACAAAGCUUCUGAGCCCAGUAAAUCAAAGAAAGUCCAGCACUCGAAUGCUAAGAAUGCCGUCCUCUUUGAAGCCAUUAACCUCAUAGUCCACAUGGACAGGUAUUUGAGUGCUGAUAUUGUUGUUGUAUUUAUUAUUAUAUUCUAUCCAUACAGCACUGGUGGUUCUCCGCAGCAGUUUCUUGUUAAAGUCCCUAUCAUGUUGCACAAGUUUUCAGAGAAGGUCACUAUGGAUAGUCCGACCUUCUUUUCACGUUGGAAGCAGCUGGCAAAUCCUGCCCAAGAAAGUCAAAAAAUAUUCACUACCACACAACCAAUGGACAAAGAAACAGCCUCUACCAAACUGACUGGAUUUGGUUUCUCAGUGCUAGAAGGAAUUGAUCCUAAUCCUGAUAAUUUUGUGAGUGCCUGUAUUGUGAAGACGAAGAAGGUUUUGGUUGGUUGCUUGCUGCGUCUUGAGCCAAACCAUCAGACAAAACAAUAUCGCCUGACCUUGAGGACCAGUCAUGAGUCGGUGUCAAAGAAUUUCAAUGAAUUGAUUUCUGAGCUAUUCUAGGACGAUAUUAUUAUUUAUAAACUGCUUCCAUUAUUAAAACACAUUCUCCCUCUCUCUCUCUCAGUCUCUAAUCUCCUCCUC